AUGGAGCAAAAUGAUUGUUGCAUACGUGAGUUAAUAGAACUUUUGCAGACUAUAAUUAAUCAGGAGAACCCAUAUGCGCUUGCAUUUAAAAACAUGGCAGAAGUUGAAGAUGCAGAAAUUCGUCAAGCUGCUAUAGAAGGUCGACCGAUUUCUGUUGUCAAAAUGUCGUUGCUUGAGGGUUGUGAUAGACGAAAUGAUGGUGCUCCACCUCCAUCUAGAGAAGUUGUUAUUUAUCCUCGAGGUCAACCCUUAAAAACAAUUUCAAGUAUGUCUGCAAAUCUAGAUCCAAUGAUAUAUCCAAUAUUUUUUCCAAGAGGUGAUGCAGGAUGUGAACAAUACGAUACAUUACAUGAGUAUGUAAAUAAUGUUGCAAAUAACCUUAAUGUAAGACCAGGUCGUGUUGUUAUACGACCAUCCUCAUACGUUGGAAGUCCAAGAGCUUUAAAAGAAAAAUUUGAAGAUGCAAUGGCAAUUAUAAAGAAAUAUGAAAUUACAGAAAAUUUAAAUCCAGGUGAGAGCGCAACUGACAGGCCUGAUUUAGUUUGUCGUGUAUUUAAGAUGAAACUUAAAUGCUUCUUAGGUGACAUUUUUAAACAUGGAGUCUUAGGCAAAGUUGUAAGUCAUGUACAGCUAGAAACAGCAGAGGAUAUUGAUAGUUUAAUAUCAGCUGAAAUUCCAGAUCAAACUGUUGAUCCUGAACUUUUUGAAAUUGUAAAAACAUGUAUGAUUCAUGGACCAUAUGGGAUUUUAAAUCCCAAUUCUCCUUGCAUGAAAGAUGGAGUUUGCACAAAAAAAUUUCCUAAAGAGUUUAAUCCUUGCACUGUUGCAAUUUUCAAUGGUUAUCCUAACUACAAGCGUUUAGAUAAUGGUAGAGUAGUCAUUAUAAAAGGUAACCAAGUUGAUAAUCGAUGGGUCGUACCCUAUAACCCCUGGUUAUCAAAAAAAUACCAAGCCCACAUUAAUGUUGAAGCUUGCAUGUCUAUUAAGUCAGUGAAGUAUUUAUACAAAUAUGUCUAUAAGGGGCAUGAUUGUGCGAAUGUGGUAAUUAAUGAAAGUGUUGACCAUGAUGAAAUUAACACAUAUUUAGACUGUCGCUUUGUUUCCGCCCCAGACGCUCUUUGGCGAAUAUAUGAGUAUUUCAUAAGUGAUAUGUCACAUACUAUUAUCCGCCUUCAAAUCCACCUUCCUGAUAAUCAGAGAGUAUAUUUUAACGAAGGAGAAGAACAAGUAGCUAUAGAUCGUGCAGCACAGCGUGACACUCACCUAACCGCUUGGUUUAAGUUAAAUGCUGAAAAUAAUGAAGCACGUCAGUAUUCUUAUGUUGAAAUUCCAUAUCACUUUGUUUUUGGUAAAAAUUGCAUGUGGAAAGUAAGACAAAGAGGUAGUGAUAAGGUGGUUGUUCGAAUGUAUAAAGUCAGUUCAUUUUGCGAAUUAUUUUUUCUCAGAUUGUUACUUUUGCAUGUAAAAGGUGCAAAGUCUUUUGAGGGUUUGCGUACUGUUCAUGGUACUGAUUUUAAUACAUUUCGUGAAGCAUGUUAUCAUUUAGGUUUAUUGCAAGAUGACAUUGAGUGGAGAAAUACAUUAACUGAAGCUGCUGCAACUCGGAUGCCUAAACAAAUUAGGCUACUGUUUUCCAUCAUAUUAACUUUAUGUGAACCUGAUGAUCCUUUACACCUUUGGAAUACAUUUAAAAAUUAUAUGGUUGAGGAUUACAUACACCAUUCAAUGCCAGUCGUACUUGCUGAGCAGGCAGCUCUUCGUCAAAUUGAAUCUAUAAUUAAUCAGAGUGGUAAAACCUUAGCUGAUUAUAAUUUGCCAGCUUUAGAUCAGUUUUUAGAUAAUGUCCCAGAAAAUGAUGAUGAAGAUGUUCAGGUGUUUAUUGAUGAAGCAAACCGAGUUAGACCAUUAUUGAAUGAUAAUCAACGUAAUGUAGCUGAUGCGAUCCUUGCUGCACUAAGUGUGGAAUCUACUAAUGAAAAUAAGCAUUCAAGAACUGCAGCAGCUGCAUGGACAGGAAUAGCUGCAACUCUUCUCAAAAAUGGGUGCACAAUGCAUGGCUUAUUUAAACUUCCUGUUCCAAUUUUGGAAACUAGCACAUGUAAUGUAACUCCAAACUCUAUUCAUGGUAGAUUCCUGAGACAAAACAGUUUGUAUUUACUUGAUGAAGCAUCUAUGAUACCCAAAUAUGCUUUGAGUGCCAUUGAUAAGCUAUUACAAGAUAUUUGUAAUAACAAUUUUCCUUUUGGUGGUAAGGUUAUUCUUAUGGGUGGAGACUUCAGACAAAUACUUCCAGUUGUGAAGCGAGGUCGACCAGCAGAAGUUAUAGAAUCAUGUUUAAAAUGUUCUGAACAUUGGCAAUAUGUGCAAAGGUUCUCAUUAACUGUAAAUAUGAGGGUUCAGAUAGAAGAAGAGGAAUUUUCUCAAUGGCUUUUAAAGCUUGGAAGUGGAACAUUACCUGUCAAGCCUGAAGAUCCUUUGCGAGGGUGUAUUGAAAUACCUGAGCAGUGCUUUCUCAGUGAUAAUGAAUCUAUUGUGGAGAAGAUUUUCGGUGGUGCAGAAGAAGCUGAUUAUGCAAAACGUGCUAUUUUAACGCCAACAAAUGUUGAUUUAUUGGCAAUAAAUGAAGAGGUUCUUCAUCGUUUACCCGGUGAUGUGAAAACACAUUUAAGUUCAGAUAGCAUUGAUACUGAUGAUCUUAAUGAAAUUAAUAACUUUCCAGUCGAGUUUUUAAAUAGUUUGACUCCAUCAGGUAUGCCUGUUCAUUGCCUAAAAUUAAAAAUUGGUGCUGUUAUAAUGCUACUUAGAAAUUUAGAUCUCAAAGGUCGACUUUGUAAUGGAACCCGUUUGAUGGUGCGUGCAUUACACAACAAUUAUAUUGAUGGUGAGGUUUUAACAGGUGUAUCAGCUGGUAACAGGGUAUUUGUUCCUCGAGUUCAAUUAGCUCUAUCAGAUGCAAAUUUACCUUUUACACUUAAACGCAAUCAGUUUCCAGUUAGGUUAGCAUACUCAAUGACCAUAAAUAAAAGUCAAGGUCAAACAUUUGAAAAAGUUGGUGUUUAUCUUAAAAAGCCUUGCUUUUCACACGGCCAAUUAUAUGUUGCAUGUUCAAGAACAAGAUUAUUUAAUAGUUUGUUUUUCAAAGUUGAUAAACAUCCAUUACAAGCAAUGCUGAUAAAACUGAAUUUUUUUAAAAAAAGAGUAUUUCCAGCCUUCCAACCAAAUAUUAGAGACUUUUACAAAAGCACUCUCACAAAAUAAUGCUUUUAUAAUCAAAUUAAAAGUCUUUCAAAUCGUUAAUCAUUUUCUAAAGGCGAA
This is a messenger RNA of Hydra vulgaris (swiftwater hydra), 3315 nucleotides long. The record is from RefSeq and is a predicted model, not a curated record. Lineage: Eukaryota; Metazoa; Cnidaria; Hydrozoa; Anthoathecata; Hydridae.